This is a messenger RNA of Helianthus annuus (common sunflower), 881 nucleotides long. RefSeq lists its product as uncharacterized. The transcript has 3 exons. Bases 320 to 661 code for a protein of 113 amino acids. NCBI's taxonomy places the organism in Eukaryota, Viridiplantae, Streptophyta, Magnoliopsida, Asterales, Asteraceae. The record is from RefSeq and is a predicted model, not a curated record.
GGGCUCGCAUUCCAUCACCUCUUCUCUCUGUCAUGGCAUUCAAUGCGAAUCACCAUUACUCCUCAUCCUGCAACACAAAGACAAAUCACCUUCACAUCCUUAUUCAUCAUUAAUUACCCCUUCCGUUAUCAAUGGAGCACCGGCACACUCACAUGACCUUCUUCAAUACCCUCCUCUCUCUAUUUUAAUUUAUCACCUUCUUUUCUCUCCAAUUUUAUAAAAGGGGGUUUCGGUUGUUCAUGGUUUGACGGGAUUCACUGAAAAAGAUACUUCUUCAUCCUUAUUUAACCGUUAAAGAACAUAGCAGGGUGUCUCGACCAUGAAGGGUUUUGGAUUGUGGAUUUUGUUCUUGGUGUUUGGAACAGCUUUGCUUGUCGUCUGCUUGUCUUCACUUCCUCCUGGCAGUGAUCUUGCCCGUGCCCGACAUAAGAAAAUCAUGGAAUUAACAAAGCCAAGCAGGAAACUGAAGGACUAUAUUCGUGAUGAAAGUGACAAUGGAGGCAUGGGUGUAGACGAUUACCUCCCUAAUGACCCGGUUCCAAGUUCUAAGGCAAUAAAGCCCGGCCCGAUCGAGCAUGGCACGCCUCUUAUGCCUUACAUACCGAAGCCCGCGCCUCCUAGUCCCGGGCCAAAUGAGUCGGAGUAUUUCAGGUUACCUUAGCCUAUGUUGGUUUAGUAUUGUAAUAAGUUGUUAGGAAUGGUAUGUAAUAUAAUUGGAACACUAGUGGGCAUCCCUUUGUUCUUCUAUGCUGAAUUUGCCCCGAGUUCCAAUAGGAAGUGUGACGCAUUAAACUCGGAUUAUGAAAACGGUUGUAGUUUGUGUUUUGAAAUGUUAUAAUGUAACACGUUAGCUGUUUGUUUUAUAAGUUGUUGAUUAUGGU